AUGAAGGCCGGAGUCGCUGGAGAUAACGAGCCAAGUGCUGCGUUUCCCAGCAUUGUUGGUCGUCGUCGCCCCGGUGGUGAAGACAGGGGCACCUGGUGGGAUGCGAAUAAGGAUGCUUACGUUGGGGAUGAAGCCGUGGCCAAGCGUGGAGAUUUGGCGCUGAAGUAUCCCAUCGAGCACGGUAUUGUGACGAACUGGGACGACAUGGAAAAGAUUUGGCACCACACCUUCUACAAUGAGCUUCGUGUCACUCCAGAGGAGCGUCCGGUGCUUCUGACUGAACCUCCUAUGAAUCCCGAGGCGAAUCGCGAAAGGAUGACGCUGGUUAUGUUUGAGACUUUCAACGUGCCGGCGGUGUAUGUCGCCAUUCAGGCCGUGCUCUCCUUAUAUGCCAGCGGUCAUACCACUGGUAUGGUUCUGGAAUCCGGUGAUGGUGUGACCCACGCUGUCCCCAUCCACGAGGGUUACGCUCUGCCGGACGCGACUCUCCGUUCGGAUCUUGCCGGACGUGAUUUGACUGAUUACCUGGUUUCGCUGUUAAGUGAGAGGGUUUACUCCUCCACAUCUGCCGAGCGGGUAAUUGUGAGGGACAUCAAGGAGAGGCUCGCUUACGUUGCAAUUGACUUCGAACAGGAGAUGGCGACUGUAGACAGCUCGUCUACUUUGGAGCAGAGUUAUGAGCUUCCUGAUGGCCAGGUUAUUACCGUUGGUUCUGAGCGGUUUAGGUGCCCAGAAGCGCUCUUCAACCCGUCGCUGGCUGGAAAGGAAGGCUCGGGUGGUAUUCAUGAGCUGUGCUACAACAGCAUCAUGAAGUGUGACGAAGGUAUCAGGCGGGACCUGUGCAGCAACAUUGUUCUCAGCGGCGGCACCACUUUGAUCCCUGGAAUCGCUGCUCGCAUGACCAAGGAAGUGACUCAGCUGGCACCCACCAUGUGCACUAAGGUGGUUGCUCCACCUGAGCGGAAGUACAGUGCGUGGAUUGGUGGAUCCAUGUAUGCGUCUCUGAGCACCUUCCAGCAGAGGGCCGCCCAUUUCGCCCACUUCGAUGAUUCCUCCCGCCUCUCCUCCGCUCGCCGCACGGGCGCGGGCGAAACCUCUCCCGUCGCCGGCGCUUCCGCCCCCUCCGCUUCCGCGCAGAGGCGGCAGAGGCGGCUGGAUGACCCCGCGCUGCUGCUGCUGGUGGGCGGCGUGGCGGCGGAGCUGGCUGUGGCGAGGGGGACCUGCACCGCGCGCUCUUGA
Closterium sp. Naga37s-1 is the source of this 1239-nucleotide messenger RNA. The record is from the annotation of a GenBank genome assembly. NCBI's taxonomy places the organism in Eukaryota, Viridiplantae, Streptophyta, Zygnematophyceae, Desmidiales, Closteriaceae.